Molecule: messenger RNA, 630 nt
Organism: Cladocopium goreaui
Lineage: Eukaryota; Dinophyceae; Suessiales; Symbiodiniaceae
Source: the annotation of a GenBank genome assembly
AUGGCCUUUCCAGGUCAUCGAGCAAUGUGGCCCGUCAACAAGCGGAAGCUCAACUUGAGGCGACCGAUGUCGACGGAUGCCUGGUCCCAAAAUCCCAACUUCCUCACGGUGAUGAUGAGCCGGACGCUGCAAGCCUCCACCUUGCAUUCGCGACAGUUGGCGGCCAGUAUCCUCUCCUGGAGGUUGCCCCGUGCUUGGCCGACCCUGUCCGAGUCCGAUGCUGCGAGAUUGCAGGCAGGGCUUCUGGAGUGUUUCAUCUCCUGCUCUGAGCUGCCAGUGCUGAAAGCACUCGGUGAGGCUUGCAAUGCUCUGUGCCAGUCCAUCGCCCUGAGCCACAACACCAUGUGGCAGGAACUCCUCAGUGCCAUCGGCCGCUGUCUCAGUGGUGAUGCUCUCCACCGCCGUGCGGCGUUGGAGGUCCUGGCCUCUUUAGUUCGCUCCAUGGGCGCAAGGCUCCACAACUAUUACCCGGAGAUCGGCACCACCCUGGCGGCGCCCUGGAGAUGUGGAGCGGUGCAAUGGGGACGCCUUUGGCAAAUUGGGGCCUGCGUGAAGGAUGUGGAUCUCAACGUCCGCAUAGCAGCGUUGUCGGUGGUUGGGGCCUUGGCAACAUCACAAGGUCAUGGAUAA